GCUCAGCCCCGUCUCCUCCUCUUGCUCCCUCGGCCGGUCGGCGGUGACUGUGCACCGACGUUGGCGCGGGCUGCACCGCCGCGUCCGCCCGCCCGCCAGCAUGGCCACCACCGCCACCUGCACCCGCUUCACCGACGACUACCAGCUCUUCGAGGAGCUCGGCAAGGGUGCUUUCUCUGUGGUCCGCAGGUGUGUGAAGAAAACCUCCACGCAGGAGUAUGCAGCAAAAAUCAUCAAUACCAAGAAGUUAUCUGCCCGGGAUCACCAGAAACUAGAACGUGAGGCCCGGAUAUGCCGACUUUUGAAGCAUCCAAACAUUGUACGCCUCCAUGACAGUAUUUCUGAAGAAGGGUUUCACUACCUCGUGUUUGACCUUGUUACCGGUGGGGAGCUGUUUGAAGACAUUGUGGCCAGAGAAUACUACAGUGAAGCUGAUGCCAGCCACUGUAUACAUCAGAUUCUGGAGAGUGUUAACCACAUCCACCAGCAUGACAUUGUCCACCGGGACCUGAAGCCUGAGAACCUCCUGCUGGCGAGUAAAUGCAAGGGUGCCGCAGUCAAGCUGGCUGAUUUUGGCCUAGCCAUCGAAGUACAGGGAGAGCAACAGGCUUGGUUUGGUUUUGCUGGCACCCCAGGUUACUUGUCCCCUGAGGUCUUGAGGAAAGAUCCCUAUGGAAAACCUGUGGAUAUCUGGGCCUGCGGGGUCAUCCUGUAUAUCCUCCUGGUGGGCUACCCUCCCUUCUGGGAUGAGGAUCAACACAAGCUGUAUCAGCAGAUCAAGGCUGGAGCCUAUGAUUUCCCAUCACCAGAGUGGGACACGGUGACUCCUGAAGCCAAGAACUUGAUCAACCAGAUGCUGACCAUAAACCCCGCAAAGCGUAUCACAGCUGACCAGGCUCUCAAGCAUCCAUGGGUCUGUCAACGGUCCACAGUGGCAUCUAUGAUGCAUCGUCAAGAGACCGUGGAGUGCCUACGCAAGUUCAAUGCCCGGAGAAAACUGAAGGGUGCCAUCCUCACGACCAUGCUUGUCUCCAGGAACUUUUCAGUUGGCAGGCAGAGCUCCGCCCCCGCCUCGCCUGCCGCGAGCGCCGCCGGCCUGGCCGGGCAAGCUGCCAAAAGCCUAUUGAACAAGAAGUCGGACGGCGGUGUCAAGAAAAGGAAGUCGAGUUCCAGCGUGCACCUAAUGCCACAGAGCAACAACAAAAACAGUCUCGUAAGCCCAGCCCAAGAGCCCGCGCCCUUGCAGACGGCCAUGGAGCCACAAACCACUGUGGUCCACAACGCUACAGACGGGAUCAAGGGCUCCACAGAGAGCUGCAACACCACCACAGAAGAUGAGGACCUCAAAGCUGCCCCGCUCCGCACUGGGAAUGGCAGCUCGGUGCCUGAAGGACGGAGCUCCCGGGACAGAACAGCCCCCUCUGCAGGCAUGCAGCCCCAGCCUUCUCUCUGCUCCUCAGCCAUGCGAAAACAGGAGAUCAUUAAGAUCACAGAACAGCUAAUUGAGGCCAUCAACAAUGGGGACUUCGAGGCCUACACGAAGAUUUGUGAUCCAGGCCUCACUUCCUUUGAGCCUGAGGCCCUCGGUAACCUCGUGGAAGGGAUGGAUUUCCAUAAGUUUUACUUUGAGAAUCUCCUGUCCAAGAACAGCAAGCCCAUCCACACCACCAUCCUGAACCCGCACGUCCACGUGAUCGGAGAGGACGCAGCUUGCAUCGCCUACAUUCGCCUUACCCAGUACAUCGAUGGGCAGGGCCGGCCUCGCACCAGCCAGUCAGAGGAGACCCGGGUCUGGCACCGCCGGGAUGGCAAGUGGCUCAAUGUCCACUAUCACUGUUCAGGGGCCCCUGCCGCACCGCUGCAGUGAGCUCAGCCACAGGGGCAUAAGGAGAUCCCAGCCGGAGGUCAAACCUUCGCAGCCAGUGGCUCUGGAGGGCCUGAGUGACAGCGGCAGUCCUGUUCGUUUGAGGUUUAAAACAAUUAAAUUACAAAGCGGCAGCAGCCAAUGCACGCCCCUGCAUGCAGCCCUCCCGCCCGCCCUUCGUGUCUGUCUCUGCUGUACCGAGGUGUUUUUUACAUUUAAG
Molecule: messenger RNA, 2084 nt
Organism: Physeter macrocephalus (sperm whale)
Lineage: Eukaryota; Metazoa; Chordata; Mammalia; Artiodactyla; Physeteridae
Gene: CAMK2G
Product: calcium/calmodulin dependent protein kinase II gamma
Exons: 23
Coding region: 101-1867 (588 amino acids)
Biological process (GO): protein phosphorylation
Molecular function (GO): ATP binding; calcium/calmodulin-dependent protein kinase activity; calmodulin binding
Source: RefSeq, a predicted model, not a curated record